AGCAUAAAUACCGGAGCCGAAGCUCUCACACUGAGCUCAACACAAGAGCUUAUUAAAAGUUUAUAUUUGGGGUUUAUUGCGCACAGAGGGCUGUUUUUCACAAGUUUCACGUCUUAACUCUCAUAUAAAGUGAUUUUUUUGGGAAGUUAUUGGCUCUAUCCGUGAAAUCUCCGACUCUGGAAUAGCUCGGUGUCACAAGACGCUAAUCCGAGAGGGAAGGGAAGCUAAGCUAAGCUAAGCUAGGUUAGCGUGCUAGCUGCGAGGCUAAGGGCGGAGUGAGGCAGGGAGUCAUGGCGAAGUGGGGACAAGGAGAUCCGCGCUGGAUUGUGGAGGAAAGAGCCGACGCUACGAAUGUUAACAACUGGCACUGGACAGAGCGUGAUGUCACUGCAUGGUCACAGGAAGUCCUGAACGAGCUUCUUCUCAGAGUGCGUGUGGAAAAUGAAGAUGGCUUCUGCCAAAUCACGGACGUGAGCGAGAUCGAGGGCGAGGCUUCCAUCAACAACCGCAAAGGCAAACUCAUCUUCUUCUACGAGUGGACCAUCAAAGCUUCCUGGACUGGAACCUCCAAAAAUGGGAUAAAAUAUAAGGGGAACGUUGAGGUGAUGAACCUCUCAGAUGAAAACGACAUCGAUGACCUGGAUAUCUGCAUCACAGCGUGUAAAGACCAGCCCACUACCCCUCUAACUGCCCUCAUGAAGAAGGAGGGGGAGAAGGAGGUCAAGCUGGCUCUACAGAGCUACAUGUUACACCUGAGGAAAGAGUUCUCUCAGGGUAUGAUCCUGCCUACAGCUGAGGGGGGCAGUAACCAGCAGCAGACCCACGUCAAGCUGGAGAAGAAGAACCCGAGCGGCUCCUCCACCACCUCUAAACCUCCCAGCUCUGGAGUGAAAAUCCCCACCACCUCGUUUGGUCUGAAGGACACGUUCCUCACCUCGUCUGAGGAGCUCUACAGAGUCUUCCUCAACCAGGAGAUGGUUCAGGCGUUCACACACCUCGCCGCCUGUGUGGAGGGAGUGAGAGGAGGACAGUUCCGCCUGCUGGAGGGAAACGUGCACGGAGAGUUCGCUGAACUGGUCCCAGACCAGAAGAUCAUCAUGAGGUGGAGGUUUUCAUCUUGGCCAGCAGGACACUUCUCGACGGUCACGCUGGACUUCACAGACCGAGGCAGUGAGACAGACCUAUCUCUGGAGGCCAGGGGCAUCCCCAGCGGUGAGGAGGAGAGGAUGAAGGAGGGAUGGCAGAGAUAUUACUUUGACGCCAUUAAACAGACAUUCGGUUACGGCGCUCGGCUCUGUUGAGCCACAGCUUUCUCAUUUAUUUUUAAAAGCCAAAGAAGAGAGUCAAAUCAUCUUAAACAUCAGUGUUUGUCUAAUAAAUAAGAAGUUACACACUCUGUAUGUCAUGCUGUUAUAGUAAAAUAACCAGCGAGUUGCUUACACCACAGAAACCUGCCAACAAAAACCCUCCUCUGUCCUGAAACCCUACACUUCCAGCUCUGACUGUUACACAGCACUGACACUGGAGACUCCUUCCACACAGGAGAAAUAAACACCAACAAUUCACCACAUCUACCACUACACUUCUUUUUUUUCUCUGUGAAUGAACGGUUACUAUGGAAACAGUAGAUAGGAUAAACUAGCUAAACAUUUAAUUAGCUAACUUAAUGUUUCUCAGAGAGACAAAUCUCUGAGACCCGUCUUUAUCAUGCCAAUCUUUAAUCGUUUAUUUAAUCGGAUGAUAAUGAACUAAAAACAUUUGAUCUGUGUUUAUUUGACUUUAAUCUCAGUUUUAUUGUAUCCUGACAGCAAAGCGGUGUGAUCUGUGGGCGUUAUCCCCGAGUGCCCUAAUGACUUCAUAAAUGAAUUUAACUUUAUAUAAAUGUGUAAAGACACUCUUAUUGCCUUGGCAUUGUUAUGCGU
Hemibagrus wyckioides is the source of this 1922-nucleotide messenger RNA. It is a transcript of the gene ahsa1a, whose product is annotated as AHA1, activator of heat shock protein ATPase homolog 1a. Gene Ontology annotation, cellular component: cytosol. Gene Ontology annotation, molecular function: protein-folding chaperone binding; ATPase activator activity. The record is from RefSeq and is a predicted model, not a curated record. Bases 291 to 1301 code for a protein of 336 amino acids. The transcript is spliced from 9 exons. NCBI's taxonomy places the organism in Eukaryota, Metazoa, Chordata, Actinopteri, Siluriformes, Bagridae. Gene Ontology annotation, biological process: protein folding; positive regulation of ATP-dependent activity.